CUGCUAGCUUUGAAUACCAAAAGCUGAAGAUCCUUUAUCUUUCAAUACACACUAGUUUGCUAGCUAUCAGUAGAGUAAAAUGUCUCUCAAUGUUCUGGCAACAUCUUCAGCUUCUACCAUUCCCCAGCUUUCUCGCAGGUCAGCCAAUUAUCAUCCUAGUGUGUGGGGAGACAAGUUCCUAGCAUACGAUACCCCUGAUCACAAGAAAGAUGAUACAGACACAGCGGAACAAGUUCAGAAGCUGAAAGAAGAGAUCAGGGAGAUGUUAGUGCAGACAGCGGCAGAGCCAAAACAGGUGAUCAACUUGAUUGAUGAUAUCCAACGAUCGGGUAUCGCGUACCAUUUUGAAGCUGAGAUUGAGGCUGUGUUGCAGCGUAUGAACGACAUCUAUGAUGAGUUUUGUGGGAGUAACGAUGUUGAUGACCUUCACCAUGUUGCACUGUGUUUCCGGCUACUAAGGCAAGCCGGGCAUAAUGUGUCCUCUACUGUGUUCCGCAAAUACAUGGAUGAUGACAGAAAGUUCAAGAAGUGCUUGCUUAGGGAUACUCGAGGACUGCUAAGCUUGUUUGAAGCAACACAUUUUAGGGUUCAUGAAGAAGAGAUACUGGAGGAAGCACUUCAGUUCACCAUCUUUCAUCUAGGGAACCUCAUGUCUUACUUGAGCAAACCUCUUGCAACCGAGAUCUCAUAUGCACUUAAGUAUCCUAUUCGAAAGAAUUUGAACAGGCUUGGAGUCAGGCACUACAUUUCUGCUGAAGAAAACAAUGAUGGGCAUAAUAUUGUUCUUAAAUUUGCAAAAUUAGACUUCAACCAGUUGCAGAAAAUGCAUCAACAAGAGCUAGGCAACAUUACCAGGUGGUGGAAAGAUUUAAAUUCUGCUGAGAAACUUCCAUUUGCUAGGGAUAGAGUGGUGGAGUGUUACUUCUGGAUACUAGGGGUGUACUUUGAGCCCCAAUAUUCCAUAGCCAGAAGAUUUCUAACUAAAGUCAUUAUGCUCGCAUCGGUUGUUGAUGAUAUUUAUGAUUUGUAUGGUACCUUGGAUGAACUUUUACUCUUCACUGAUGCAAUUGAAAGAUGGGACUCGAAUGCAUUAAAUCUGCUACCGGAUUACAUGAAAGUGUGCUAUCAAGCUCUCCUUGAUACUUACGGUGAAAUGGAGAAAGUGCUUGAAAAUGAAAGUGGAAGACCCUUAUAUCGUGUUCACGAAGGGAAGAAUUCAUUUACUAGGUUAGCCAAGGCAUAUCUUGAUGAAGCGAAGUGGUUUAAAGAAUGUUACUAUCCAACUAUAGAGGAGUAUAUGAAUGUGGCACUCGUGUCCUCGGGCUAUGGAACGAUGGCUACAAAUUCAUUUGUUGGAAUGGGAGACGAGGCAACAAGAGAAGCCUUCCAAUGGGUGUCGAAUGAUCCUUUGAUUGUUCAAGCUUCGUCCUUAAUUGCAAGACUCUGCGAUGACAUGACAGGUCACGAGUUUGAGCAGGAGAAAGGAGACAUACCGUCAGCUGUUGAGUGCUACAUGAAACAACAUGGUGCUACAAAAGAUGAAGCAUAUUUGGAAUUAGACAAAAGAGUUACAAUUGCUUGGAAAGAUAUUAAUCAAGAGUGUCUUAGUCCAACUCAGAUUCCACUGUCACUUCUUGCGAGAAUCGAUAAUCUUACACGAGCCAUAAAUAUACUGUAUGAUGGUGAUGACGGCUACACACAUUCAUCAACAAGGACAAAGGAUCUUAUAACCUCGGUGCUCAUUGAUCGGGUUCCAUCAUGAGGAUCUGUGCUCAUUGCUCAUAUAUUACUGUUCAUCUGUUUGUUUUAGUAUCUUCUUAAGUUUCUAAUCUUUCAUAUUGUGACUUGUUUCUGGAGAACCA
Daucus carota subsp. sativus is the source of this 1862-nucleotide messenger RNA. RefSeq names its product sesquiterpene synthase Cop. Lineage: Eukaryota; Viridiplantae; Streptophyta; Magnoliopsida; Apiales; Apiaceae. Bases 80 to 1762 code for a protein of 560 amino acids. The record is from RefSeq and is a predicted model, not a curated record. Gene Ontology annotation, biological process: diterpenoid biosynthetic process. Gene Ontology annotation, molecular function: terpene synthase activity; magnesium ion binding. The transcript is spliced from 7 exons.